Messenger RNA from Thamnophis sirtalis, 741 nucleotides. The record is from RefSeq and is a predicted model, not a curated record. Lineage: Eukaryota; Metazoa; Chordata; Lepidosauria; Squamata; Natricidae.
CAUGCAUGUCACUGCUUGUCUCUCAUAGAUGUGUUGUUUACUGGUACUGCUGAUGGAAAAAUUCUGAGGAUUGAAAAUGGGAAAAUUUCCACUUUAGCACGUCUUGGCCAUGGUCCUUGUGGUACAAGAGAAGAUGAGCCUACAUGUGGGAGACCACUAGGAAUCCGUGUUGGACCAAACAGUACUCUUUUUGUUAUAGAUGCCUAUUAUGGACUGUUUGAAAUAAAUCCUAUCUCAGGUGCAGUCAGGCCAAUUGUGAAUUCAAAGAUUCCUAUUGAAGGGAAGAACAUGUCCUUUUUGAACGAUCUUACAAUGACUCGGGAUGGAAGGAAAAUCUAUUUUACAGAUUCUAGUAGUAAAUGGCAGAGAAAAGAUUAUUCCUUAUUAAUCAUGGAGGCUUCAGAUGAUGGACGUUUACUUGAAUAUGACACAGUCACAAAGGAAGUCAAAGUUUUAAUGGAAGGACUCCGAUUUCCAAAUGGAGUUCAGCUGUCUCCUGCUGAAGACUUUGUGUUGGUGGCUGAAACAACUAUGGCAAGAAUACGAAGGUAUUAUGUAUCUGGUCUAAUGAAAGGUGGAGAGGACCUGUUUGUCGAAAACAUGCCUGGUUUUCCAGACAACAUCCGUUUAAGUAGCUCUGGAGGUUAUUGGGUAGCUAUGUCAGCUAUUCGAGCAAAUCCUGGAUUUUCUAUGGUGGAUUUCUUAUCUGAAAAACCAUGGAUUAGAAGAAUCAUAUUUAAG